This is a messenger RNA of Tauraco erythrolophus (red-crested turaco), 2046 nucleotides long. The record is from RefSeq and is a predicted model, not a curated record. NCBI's taxonomy places the organism in Eukaryota, Metazoa, Chordata, Aves, Musophagiformes, Musophagidae.
AUGGCUGAGGAGGAUGAAGAGCUUGACCUGUACAAUGAGAUGACUUUUGGGUUAGACCGAGACUCCACUGAGGAGGAUGCCACAAAACCUCUGAUGCCUGCUGAGAUGAGCCUUGAGCUGGCAGAAGUGGUGGCAGAGGAGACUGAGGAGGAACUGGGGUCUGGAGCAGCUGAGCAGCUGGAAGAGCCCCAGGAGGAAGGUGGGAUGGAGCCAGAGGUUGAGCAGGAUGGCUCUGAGUUGGAGGAAGAGGAGGAGGAGCUGGGGGCUGAGGAACAGGAGAAGGAUGAGGAGCCCUGCGAGGAGCCCAACGACCUGGGAGACCCGGCAGUGAUGAGAGCCGUGCAGAGCAAACCCACACUGGAGAGCCAGGACUCUGCGGUGCUGGACAGCAGGAUUGGUGCUUGCUGGGCAGAGUUUGGCAAAGAGGACAUGCUGGCGAUGGAUCCUGUGGUGUGGGGCUCCUGCCCUGGCAGCAUCCCACCCCACCACGUGCUGGAGGAUAAAGCCAUCCUCCAGGUCCUGGAGAGGCCCCCACCAUCCACCAACAUGGCCCUUGACUUCCUCAGCUCCCCCGUGCAGAGGGGCUACGGGGGCUCUCCCCGGCUCAAGCGCCCUGACUUAAGGCUGAUGUCCCCCAAGUCAUUCCCCCAGCGCUUUCUCCAGCAGACUGCAGGGUACGCGUCUCCGACCCCUUUCCAGCCCAUGUCACCCAACGUCGGCAGCCCGCCGCGGCCUCUCGCCAUGCACUUCGGCCCCAUGUCUCCCUCUUUGGACCCCGCGCUCUUCUUCAGCCCAUCGGCCAGCGGCCAGCUGAGCCUCAGUGCUCCCAGCCAUAUGACCCAGCUGCACCCCCAACACCAGCGGAUCCUGACCCAGCGGCAGCAGCAAGGAGAGCAGGCGCAGAACAUCUCCCCCAAGAAGCUAUGGUCUCCUAAAGUGGACCCUUACGCUGGGCUGAUGACUUCCAAGGAGAAAGACUGGGUCGUCAAGGUGGAGAUGAUCCAGCUGCAGAGUGAGAACAUGGAUGAUGACUACUACUACCAGACGUACUACCACCGGCUGGAGCGCAAACAGGCCGAGGAGGAGCUGCUCGGUGGGCGCAACAAGCAGGAACCCCCCAAGCUGGUCACGCCGUUCAUCCAGAAAGUGGAGACGUACGAUUCCGUGGUGCGCAUCGCGGGCUCGCUGGGCCAGGUUGCGGUGUCCACCUGCUACAGCCCUCGCCGGGCCAUCGAUGCUGUGCACCAUGCCCUUGUGGAAGAGGCUGCGGGGAGCCACCGGCUUCGGGCGCUGCACAGGAUCGAGAAGCUCUUCCUGCAGCUGCUGGAAGUGGAGGAGACGCAGCGGAAGGUGUCUCUGGCCCUGGAGGAGCAGCAGCCCUGCUGCCAGGACCAGAAGAGCCAAGAAGUGAAGCGGAUCUACCAAGCCUUGAAAAUCAGGGCUUGCAGCGGCGAAGAGGAGGCAGAGGAUGAAUUCCUGCAACUCCUGUGCGUGCGGAAGGGCAAGAAGCUCAUGGCUCGGCUGCUGCCCCACCUGACCCGGGAGCAAGCGGAGAAGAUCCUGCUGACCAUCACCCACCACCUGCCCUUCCUCAUGAAGAAGGACAUGUUGGACGAGUCUCUCCCCCUGCUCUACAGCCCGUUGAACAAGGUGGUGGGCACCAUGACCUUCAGCAAGCUCAUUGAGGUGCUGCAGGAGAUGGCCAGGCCUCUGCCCGAGUCCCCUGAGCUCCCCCUUGCCAUGGCCUUGAAAAACCAGUUUGGGAUCUCCCUGCUCUACUCCCUGCUGAGCCACGGCGAGAGGCUGCUGUCCUCCGAUGUGCCGCUGGAGCCACGCGGUGGGGACUUCGAGACGUGGACGGACACGGUGUUUCUGGUUGCCCGGGAGCUGUCGCAAGUGCCCAAGGCCUUGCUGGUGGAGCCUCUCUUCUUGCCCAGCAACCUUCUCUCGCUCUUCUGCCGCUACCUGGACAAGCAGACUGUCCACCACCUGGAAACCAAGAUGGAGUGCUCCCCGCUGCCGUCGGAGGCUGCCAUGCCGUGCUGA